Messenger RNA from Ananas comosus (pineapple), 1091 nucleotides. RefSeq names its product pleckstrin homology domain-containing protein 1-like. The record is from RefSeq and is a predicted model, not a curated record. The transcript has a single exon. Lineage: Eukaryota; Viridiplantae; Streptophyta; Magnoliopsida; Poales; Bromeliaceae. The coding region runs from base 34 to 741 and encodes 235 amino acids.
UAGAAUCGUGCAGCUCACGUGCUCUCCCCAGCGAUGAAUCCCCGGGCCCAUCUCUAUCUCCUUGUCCAUCCUCUAUUCCUCUUUCCAUUUUUUCUAGAAAGAUUCUUAUUCUUUUUCCGCUACGAAAAAGUCGAUUGUAAAAAUACAUUAUUACAUGCCCAACAACAAGACAAAUUCCCCCCUCUUAUUCUCCCCUUCUCCGAAACCCUCCGUCGAUCGAUAGACAGAUCGAUCGAUCGAUCGGGGAAUCGCGCUGCGGAGACCUGCGUUGGCGGCGGCGGGGCGGCGGCGACGGCGGCGGAGGGCGCCGGCGCCGGCGUGGAGUUCUGGAACAAUCCGGAGCGCGCGGGGUGGCUGACGAAGCAGGGGGAGUACAUCAAGACGUGGCGGCGCCGGUGGUUCGUGCUGAAGCAGGGGAAGCUGUUCUGGUUCAAGGACCCCUUCGUGACCCGCGCGUCGGUGCCGCGCGGCGUGAUCCCCGUGGCCUCGUGCCUCACAGUGAAGGGCGCCGAGGACGUCCUCAACCGCCCCUUCGCCUUCGAGCUCUCCACCCCGCGCGAGACCAUGUACUUCAUCGCCGACUCCGAGAAGGAGAAGGAGGAGUGGAUCAACUCCAUCGGCCGAUCCAUCGUGCAGCACUCCCGAUCCGUCACCGACGCCGAGGUUGUCGACUACGACAGCCGACGCCAAACCCCCACCCCCGACGAGGCCGAUCGAACCCUAGAGGCAUCCUCCUCCUGAUUAGGUGCGCUUCUCCUUUCACGAUUCGAUCUCGUCCCCCCGAAUUAUCAUCAAUUAUGAAUCUAGGGUUCGUCCUAUGAUCUACUCGUGCCUCCCUUUGUUUGUCUAAAUUGUGUACGGAUACUGCUUUCGUUGUGAUCGAGCUAUGUAUAUGUGGAUGAUCUCUUCCUUCCGAGUGACGACGAUUGUGCUAGUCUCUUUUUUUAAUUUGGGAUCUGGUGUACAGAGUCUGUUUCUGAUGAUUACAUCUCUCUAUUUUCACAGAGUAUUGAUGUCUAGCGCAACUAUCUAUUUCUGUCGAGGAUUUGGUUAAUUUUAUGUGUAAUUAUCUGCUCUUCUUACUGACGAAA